Messenger RNA from Coffea eugenioides, 788 nucleotides. Its product is annotated as photosystem I reaction center subunit V, chloroplastic. Lineage: Eukaryota; Viridiplantae; Streptophyta; Magnoliopsida; Gentianales; Rubiaceae. Gene Ontology annotation, biological process: photosynthesis. Bases 107 to 565 code for a protein of 152 amino acids. The transcript has a single exon. Gene Ontology annotation, cellular component: chloroplast thylakoid membrane; photosystem I. The record is from RefSeq and is a predicted model, not a curated record.
ACUAGAGUUGCUUCAUCGUUUUCCAUUUGAAUCGGGUGUCUAUUAUUAUCCGGAAAACCACUCUUGCUCAACGAUACCAGAGGCAGGCUAGGGAUUUGAAUCAGUCAUGGCUUCCACUUUGUUCUCAACCCCAACAUUCCAAGGCCUCCGACCCCUCAACAAGCCCACCGACACCGCGGGCAUCUUCCUCAACAGCAAGCCUUCCACAUUCUGCCCCCCAGUCAUGAAGAAGAGGUUCAACUCAUCAUCAGGCGGCGUAAAAGCCGAGCUUAGCGCCCCUCUGGUGAUCAGCUUGAGCACUGGCUUGUCCUUGUUUCUGGGCAGGUUCGUCUUCUUCAACUUCCAGAGAGAAAACGUGGCAAAACAGGUGCCGGGGCAGAACGGGCAAACACACUUCGAAGCGGGGGAUACUAGAGCCAAGGAGUACGUGAGUCUGCUCAAGUCCAACGACCCUGUUGGAUUCAACAUCGUGGACGUUCUUGCAUGGGGGUCUAUUGGCCAUAUUGUGGCUUAUUACAUUCUUGCUACCUCCAGCAAUGGCUAUGAUCCCAAGUUCUUUGGUUAAGAUUUUGGUUCAUCUUUCAUCUGGGCUUGUGUUAUAGUUAUGUAUAGUUGGGCAAGACAACUACUUUUAUUUGUCUCUUUUUUUUUUUUUUUGGGAUUCUAGUCUUCAAUUGAAAUUCGUCUUGUCAGAAUCUAAUCAUCGUGCAGUUCUGCAACUUUGCUCUUUGUUUUUGGCAUGGUUAGACUAAUAUAAUCAUCCACUGGAAACUAAAUUAGCAGGAAAA